This is a messenger RNA of Acanthosepion pharaonis, 3708 nucleotides long. NCBI's taxonomy places the organism in Eukaryota, Metazoa, Mollusca, Cephalopoda, Sepiida, Sepiidae. The record is from the annotation of a GenBank genome assembly.
AUGAGAAGGAAACCGAAAAAUGAGGGUCCUGCAGCUAAAAAACGCAAAGGUGCUGGUGCUGGUGGCCAGCAGUCCUAUAAAAAAGGUACUGCUGGUGUAUCAGGUUUUGAAGAAGAACCGAAAGAUGGCAGCUUGUUUGAUAUUGUUAGAUACGGGCGAGUGUCCCUUCAGUCGCUGAUUGAUGACUGGAUUGAAGCAUAUAAAAAUGACCGUGAUGCUGCUCUUUUAGAGCUAAUUCAGUUCUUUAUCCAGUGUUCCGGCUGUAAGGGCAAAAUUACGCCAUACAUGUAUUCCAAUAUGGAACAUGCUGAAAUCAUUCGCAAAAUGACCGAAGAAUUUGAUGAGGAAAGUGGUGAUUACCCUCUCAUUAUGACGGGACCACAAUGGAAAAAAUUCAAAUCCAACUAUUGUGAAUUUGUGCAGACAUUGGUAAGACAAUGUCAGUACAGUAUCAUCUACGAUCAAUAUAUGAUGGACAACGUCAUUUCAUUAUUGACAGGACUCACAGAUUCACAGGUUCGAGCCUUCAGACACACGAGCACCUUAGCAGCCAUGAAAUUAAUGACAGCACUUGUAGAUGUUGCCUUAAAUCUGAGUAUUAAUCUGGACAACACUCAGCGUCAAUAUGAAUCUGAGAGACAGAAAAAUCAGAAUAAAAGGGCAACUGAUAGGCUGGAUUUACUUAUGACCAAGCGUCAGGAGUUGGAAGAAAAUCAAGAGGAAAUUAGAAAUAUGCUAACAUACAUCUUUAAAGGUGUUUUUGUGCAUAGAUACAGAGAUACCCACCCAGAAAUAAGAUCAAUAUGUACGACAGAAAUUGGGGUAUGGAUGCGGAAGUACCCGAAUAUGUUUUUAGAUGAUAGCUACUUAAAGGAUACUCAACCAGAGAUACGGGCAAUUUGUUCUUCUGAAAUUGGGGUCUGGAUGCGAAAAUACCCUUACAUGUUUCUUGACGAUAGCUACUUAAAGUACGUUGGCUGGACGUUGCAUGACAAGGUUGGAGAUGUUCGCCUCUGCUGCUUAAAAGCACUUCAGCCACUAUAUGAUACAAGAGAUCUUGCUCCCAAGUUAGAGUUGUUUACCAACAGGUUCAAAGAUCGUAUUGUUGAAAUGACACUUGAUAAGGAAUAUGAAGUGGCUGUGCAAGCUGUUAAGCUUGUCAUUAGCAUAUUAAGAUAUAAUGAAUCUGUUUUGACUGAUAAAGACUGUGAGAAUGUUUAUGAAUUAGUGUACUCAUCACACAGACAAGUAGCGCAGGCGGCAGGGGAGUUUCUUAAUGCAAAACUUUUCCAAAAAGAUGAUGAGAGUCUUCGAUGCCUAAAAAUCAGUAAAGGCAAAAGGAGAAGUCCUAACACCCCCCUGAUUCGUGAUUUAGUGCAGUUUUUUAUUGAAAGUGAGCUACAUGAACAUGGUGCUUAUCUGGUCGAUAGUCUGUGGGAUAUUAAUGAUAUGAUGAAAGACUGGGAAUGUAUGACUGACCUGCUACUAGAAGAUACUGGAAAAGAUGAAGAAUCGCUUGAUGAUCGCCGAGAAACUAGCUUAAUAGAAAUAAUGGUGUGUUGCGUAAAACAAGCAGCCACUGGAGAGUCCCCUGUUGGCAGGGGGCCAAAUAGGAAGUUAACUGCAAAAGAAAACAAAUUGGUUAUGGAAGACAAAACAAAGCUGACUGAACAUUUCAUUCAAACUUUACCUCAAAUGUUACUCAAAUAUUUAAUGGAUCCAGAAAAAGUCGCUAACCUCUUGCAAAUCCCUCAGUAUUUUGAUUUGGAUAUUUAUACAGCCAGUCGACAGGAAAAGAAUCUUGAAGCCUUGUUAAGAUAUUUACAUGAAAUUGUAGAAAAGCAUACUGACUCUGAGGUUCUUGAAGCUGCCUCAAAAUGUUAUGAGUGUCUCUGUAGCGAAGAAUAUGCUAUUGGUGGUAAAUGUGAUGUUGCUAAGAAAACUUUGGUUGAUAAUCUUGUCUCUAAAUUUAAGGAAUCGAUGCAAGAUUUUUUUGCUGAGGGAGAACAACCUGAUGAAGAUGAAACAUUUGCUCUACUCGCAAGUUUAAAACGAAUAUUUGCAUUUUAUUGCUGUCAUGAUUUAAGUACCUGGGAAUUAUGGGAUGAUGUGUUUCAUAUUGUGAAAACAGCAAAUGACAACAGUGCCAUCCCAGAAGAAGUUAUUUGCAAAGCUAUUUCAACAUGUUCAAUGGGCAUCAUGUGGUGGCUACAGAAAUUAGAUGAGAACAAUCCGGACAAAGAACAAAUGAGAAUACUGAAAUGUCGACUGAAUGAUUUGAUGAAGCAUUGUAAUGAGUUGAUUUUUCAUUCACAAGAUAAAGUUAGUGAAGAGGCUUAUAUUUCCAUUUGUGAUUUGCUGAUUGUUUUCAGCAAACACCUUGGAGAGAACGCUUUACUGAAACCUCUUGUCUAUGAACCAGACAAGAGUCUACAAUCACAACUCAGUGGAUUCCUCACAGAUAAAGUCUUUGUAGAAGAUGAUGAUGAAAACAUGGAUGAAAAUGUAAAAAUUGAAGAACUACACAAGAAGAGGAAUUUCCUUGCUGCCUUUUGUAAAUUAGUUGUUUACAAUAUAAUCAGCAUUCGCAUUGCUGCAGACAUGUUUAAGCACUACAUGAAGUUUUACAAUGAUUAUGGAGAUAUUAUCAAAGCAACUUUAAGCAAAGCCCGAGAAAUUAAUAAAGUGGUCACUGCUAAAACACUGGCUUUCAGUCUUACUCAGCUCUUUAAAGAAGUCCAGGCUGAACAGCCAGUCAUAGAUAGGUCUUCCGAUAGUUUCCAGGCCAUCAAAGAGUUGGCCCGAAGAUUUUCCCUAUCAUUUGGUUUAGACCAAGUGAAGAAUCGUGAGGCUGUUGCUGCCAUGCAUAAGGAAGGAAUUCUAUUCAGCUUGACACCCCUUACCAAUCCUAAUGAUCCUAAAGGAAUUCCACCAAACUUGGCAUUUUUGGAAAUUCUUUGUGAAUUUACCAACAAACUGAUGAAACAAGACAAAAAGACAGUGUUGAAUUAUCUGGACAAACAUUUGCCAAUGGGUAUACCUACUGACCGCUCAGACAAUGAGUACCAACCUUUAAUUGCCUACCGAAACAGUUUAGUUCAAGGAGAGCAUGAGAUUCAUCCAAUUACCCUGAGACAGGCAACCCAAAAACGGUAUGGAAUCAAGCGCAAGACUGAUGCAGCAUCUGGUGAUGAAACGAUGGAUGCUGCUGCCUUAGCUAAAGAAGCCAGUAACAGAGCGGCAGCAGCUGCUGCCGCAUCAGCAGUAAUUGCAGCUGCACAAGCAUCAACCCUGUCGACUCCACAGCUUCCAGUGCCUCCAGUUACCAAAAGGAGAAAGAUUGAUGAUGAAACUGAGAACAAUACGACCACUACACAUGAAACGUCAGAGCGUGUCUCCGAGGAAGAUGUCCAGGAUACGAUAACGGAUGUCAAUCAGCUGUCACAGAUGAGUUGGUUAAUCACAAAACAACAGAGUGAAUUAAAACAAGGAAUGGACAGUUCCAAUUUCAGUCAUUUAAGAACUUCAAAUAUGUCUAGUCUUGAAAAUGUCUCAGAAGAAAGUGAUGUCCAUAUGAGUGUAUUUCAAAGUCCUGAUGUUGUAGGGUCCAGAGGUCGUGGUCAUCCAGUGAUGCAGGGAGGACUUUUUGAAGAAGAUGGACCACAAAUAGAAGAUCCAUCAUCUGAACUGAGCCAUCACGCUUUCUAG